Messenger RNA from Leptidea sinapis, 2096 nucleotides. RefSeq names its product zinc finger protein 595-like. The record is from RefSeq and is a predicted model, not a curated record. The transcript has a single exon. The coding region runs from base 2 to 1255 and encodes 417 amino acids. Lineage: Eukaryota; Metazoa; Arthropoda; Insecta; Lepidoptera; Pieridae. Gene Ontology annotation, molecular function: DNA-binding transcription factor activity; RNA polymerase II cis-regulatory region sequence-specific DNA binding. Gene Ontology annotation, biological process: regulation of transcription by RNA polymerase II.
AAUGCAACAAUACAAUCAAUCUAAUGAUUUGAUGAAAAAUAAUAGAAGACAUACUGGUGAAAAGCCAUAUUAUUGUAAUGAAUGUGGUAAAAGCUUCAAUCGUUCAAGUGAUUUGAAGAGACACAAUAAAAUACAUACUGGUGAAAAGCCAUAUUCUUGUGAAGUAUGUGGUAAGAGCUUCAAUCAAUCAGGUACGUUGAAGAUACACAAUAGAAUACACACUGGUGAAAAACCAUAUUCUUGUAAUGAAUGUGGUAAGAGCUUCAAUAAAUCAGCUGAUAUGAAGAUACACAAAAGGCUUCACACUGGUGAAAAGCCAUAUUCUUGUAAAGUAUGUGGUAAGAGUUUCAAUCAAUUAGGUAUGUUCAAGAUUCACUAUAGAAUACACACUGGUGAAAAACCAUAUUCUUGUAAUGAAUGUGGUAAGAGCUUCAAUCAAUCAGCUGAUUUAAAGAUACACAAAAGGCUUCACACUGGUGAAAAGCCCUAUUCUUGUAAAGAAUGUGCUAAGAGCUUCAGUCAAUUAGGUGCAUUGAAGAGACACAAUUUAUUACAUACUGGUGAAAAGCCAUAUUCUUGUAAAGUAUGUGGUAAGAGCUUCAAUCAAUCAGGUGCGUUGAAGAUACACAAUAGAAUACACACUGGUGAAAAGCCAUAUUCUUGUGAUAAAUGUGGUAAGAGCUACAAAAAAUCAGGUGCGUUGAAGAGACACAAUAAAAAACACACUGGUGAAAAGCCAUAUACCUGUAAAGUAUGUGGUAAGAGCUUCAAUCAAUCAAGAGAUUUGAAGAUACAUAAUAGAUUUCAUACUGGUGAAAAGCCAUAUUCUUGUAAAGUAUGUGGUAAGAGCUUCAACCAAUCAGGUACAUUGAAGAUACACAAUAGAAUACACACUGGGGAAAAACCAUACUCUUGUAAAGUAUGUGGUAAGAGCUUCAAUGGAUCAAGUCCGUUGAAUACACACAAUAAGAUACAUACUGGUGAAAAGCCAUAUUUUUGUAAAGUAUGUGGUAAGAGCUUCAAUCAAUCAGGUGCAUUGAACAAACACAAUAGAAUACACUCUGGUGAAAAGCCAUAUUCUUGUAAUGAAUGUGGUAAGAGCUUCAAUUGUUCAAGUGGAUUGAAGGUACACAGUAGAAUACACACUGGUGAAAAGCCAUAUACUUGUGAUGAAUGUGGUAAGAGCUUCAAUAGUUCAAGUGCAUUGAAGAGACACAAUGGAAUACACACUGGUGUAAAAGCUAUUAUCUUGUAAUGAUGUGGUAAGAGCUUCGAUCAUUCAAGAGAUUUGAAGAUACAUAAUGGAUUUUAUACUGGUGAAAAGCCAUAUUCUUGUGAUGAAUGUGAAAAUGAAUGUGGUAAGAGCUUCAAUCACUGAUUGAUUGAAGCUCUUACCACAUUGAAGAGACACAAAAGAGUACACACUGGUGAAAAGCAUGCUUUUCGCGUGAUGCAAAGUGCGAUGAAUAUUGUAACAGCUUCAAACAAUCAGGUGAGGAUAUGUUCUGUUUCGUCGAAAAUUGCUGUAUUUUAAUAAGUUUAAUUUAAAUUUUAUGUCUAUAUUCAACUUUAAAUUGUUAUUAAAUUUUAUAUUAUAUUAGUAAUUUAGUUAAUAUUUAGUAAUAAUAAGUAUGUAAUAGUUAAUAAUUGUCACAGCAGCAACUGUGAAUGUUGUGUACAUCUGAUAUUGUUACUCGCAUCAGUAAUGUAAUUUCCUAGAUAGUGUUGUAUAAUUGUUAUAUGUGUGUACUGUUGAUGUAUCAUUAAGAAUAAAUAAAUAAACUUGCAUAUCGACGGUGGAAAAGCAAAAUUUACUAAGCGACAUGAAGGUAACUUUACAGGAGAGCAAAAAGAAAUUCGUGAUUUCAGAAAAUACUUGAUGAAAAAAUAUCAGUUUAUUGGAUUAACUUGAUUCCAACGACAUAUAAAUACUAAUAAGACCUUUUAUUAUCUUCAUUGAACAGAUGUACAUAGUGUUUUGUUAUAAACGAGUUAGUGUCGCUUAGUAAAUUUUGAACAAAAAUGAGAAACCGGAAAAAAUUACCAACCGACAAUAAACAAAUGAUUAAAAGCAGGGAAUAAAUCGUUUAUACUUC